Messenger RNA from Papilio machaon (common yellow swallowtail), 1502 nucleotides. RefSeq names its product protein trapped in endoderm-1 (gene Tre1). Gene Ontology annotation, cellular component: membrane. The record is from RefSeq and is a predicted model, not a curated record. The coding region runs from base 331 to 1380 and encodes 349 amino acids. Gene Ontology annotation, molecular function: G protein-coupled receptor activity. NCBI's taxonomy places the organism in Eukaryota, Metazoa, Arthropoda, Insecta, Lepidoptera, Papilionidae. The transcript is spliced from 7 exons. Gene Ontology annotation, biological process: G protein-coupled receptor signaling pathway.
GAAACGAGUAACGAACACGGACUAUUCAAAUCACUCAGUGACGGAACGUUUCUUGACUACGUAGGGAGUGUUGUUGGUUACUUGUUUAUGUGUGUGUGAACUUUAAAAAGUUUUGUUUACGUGUUUUGUGAUUGACUAAUGUAAACAAUGUACUGACACGAAGACGGAAACCAGAUCUACGGCUGGUAGAAAAACUUGAUUAAUAAGAAGAAAGUUCACUAAAGUUCAAACAAUUAAUAAAAAUGACUGUCAUCAAUUUGAAUCUCUUAAACGUGGAUUAAUAAAUGUCAGUGGCGCUAGUGUAGUUACAGUAUAGAUUAAAAAACAAAGAUGGAGGAUUUAAUUCACAAUUCGACUUUAGACACAAUCUAUCCUCGGGAGGCGACGAUAUUGGCUGCGGUUUGUGCCUGCGUGUUCAGUGCUGUUGGCGUAUUAGGCAACUUCAUAACAACGGUGGCUCUACUGAUGCACCCAAAGCUGCGCGGUCACGUCACAACAAUGUUCGUGCUGUCACUCUGCGUCUCCGAUCUUCUCUUCUGUUCUAUUAACCUCCCUUUGACAGCCAGCAGGUACAUAAAGCAGCAAUGGACGCUGGGCCCGCGUUUGUGUCAGAUGUUCGCUUUCGUGUUCUACGGCAAUGAGGCCGUCUCACUCUUGUCUAUGGUCGCCAUCACCAUAAACAGGUACACGUUGAUAGCGUACUACGACAUGUACUCGCAGAUCUACACCAGCACCAAGAUAUGGAUCCAGCUGCUACUCAUCUGGUUAGUCUCCUUCGGUCUCAUGAUCCCUCCCCUGCUGGGUGUAUGGGGCCAGCUGGGUCUGGAGCACGACACAUUCUCGUGCACGAUCCUGCCGAAGGACGGACUAUCUCCUAAGAAGUAUCUAUUCGUGUUCGGGUUCGCGCUGCCGUGUGUCGUCAUCAUAGUCUCCUACUCUUGCAUCUAUUGGAGAGUUCGCGAGAGCAAGAGGAAGCUCGAGGGCCGCAGGUGUGUAUGUGGCAAGCUGAGCGGUCAAACUGCAAGAGAAAAGGAAGAAGAUUCCCGCUUAACAACUUUAAUGCUGACAAUAUUCCUCUGUUUUCUCGCCUGCUUUCUUCCUCUGAUGAUAAUGAACGUCACCGAUGAUGGUAUCACUUAUCCCUGGCUUCAUAUCAUAGCCUCGAUCCUGGCAUGGGCCUCCAGCGUUGUCAAUCCUCUCAUCUACGCGGCAACCAAUAGACAAUAUAGAGCGGCAUAUGGCAACCUUUUGAAAUUCUGCAAAAACAAUCCAGUGACAAAAAGAACGACAUGGGGAAGUCGAACUGUAGGACAUUCCUCAAAUUCGCCAAAUUAUGGGGAAAAAAGAAAUCCAUUAAAUAAUCAACCGACAAAAUUAUGAAUUUAACUCAUUUUAGCUUUUGUAAAUAUUGUAAAUUAUUUUGUAUUAAUUAUCACACAAUAUACCAAUAAUGUAACCAAAGGCAAAUUAAAUUAUUGUGAAACCAAACUUCUAUACGUAGA